Messenger RNA from Xiphophorus maculatus (southern platyfish), 737 nucleotides. RefSeq names its product galactose-specific lectin nattectin-like. Gene Ontology annotation, molecular function: signaling receptor activity. The transcript has 7 exons. Lineage: Eukaryota; Metazoa; Chordata; Actinopteri; Cyprinodontiformes; Poeciliidae. The record is from RefSeq and is a predicted model, not a curated record. The coding region runs from base 107 to 583 and encodes 158 amino acids.
CAUUUUCAACAUUCCUCAAGCUAUAUAAGAGCGGUUCUUCUAUCUGGUAUUAUUCUCUCUGCAUCAGGACUCACUGCAGCAAAGAAGCAUCCAGCUUUUCAUUACUAUGGCUUCAGGUUUUCAGCUGGUGUUGAUCCUCGGCUUCAUCAUGAUGACUGCUGAAGCUGGUCCAGUUCCAAACAUGGCAGCAGCCUGUCCUCCUGGCUGGACCCAGUUUGGAAGUCGCUGCUUCAUUUUCUACUACAACAUGAAGACGUGGAGUGAUGCCGAGGAGUUCUGCAUUUCUAUUGGUGGGAAUUUGGCCUCAAUCCACAACAAUGAAGAAAACAGCUUCCUGAGUGACAUGGUUAUACGGGACACUGGGAGCCCUGCGGUCAUAUGGGUCGGCGGCUACGAUGCCGUCACAGAGGGACAGUGGAUGUGGAGCGACGGAUCAAAGUUUGACUAUACUAGCUUUGCUAUCGGUCAGCCUGACAAUAUUCAACAAUCAGAAAACUGCCUGGAAAUUAACUACACUGUGUACAAGUGGAACGACAGAUCAUGUGUCCAGCCAUGGCCAUUUAUUUGUGCCAAAAGAAUCUGAAGCCUCCAACAAUUCUGUUUUUGGUGGGAUUUCUUUUGGGAUUAAUGGGUUUAUAAUCUUUUGAAAUAAAAAGUAACAUUAUAAACACAAACUUGAUUUAAUGAUCUUUAUGCUGUCAAAUAUUUUUACUUCAUUAAAUGGUGUGAAAACUUCA